GUGCCUGCCGGCCUCGGACUACGCGCUCCCCGGCCGCCCUAAGGACUACAACUCCCGGCGUGCUCCGCGGCCAGGGCCGGCGGGCCCGGAUCCGGAAGCGGACGCGGCUUACUGCUCCGGUGGCCGAGCGCGGGGAAGAUGGCCACGGGGACAGACCAGGUGGUGGGAUUCGGCCUCGUCGCUGUCAGCCUGAUCAUCUUCACCUACUACACCGCCUGGGUGAUUCUCUUGCCUUUCAUCGACAGCCAGCAUGUCAUCCACAAGUACUUCCUGCCCCGCGCCUACGCCGUAGCCAUCCCCUUGGUUGCCGGCCUCCUCCUCCUCCUGUGCGUGGGCCUGUUCAUCUCCUACGUGAUGCUGAAGAGCCAGCAGGGGACCAAGAAGACCCAGUGACCACCGGCAGGUGUGGGCGGCCCGGUCCCCCCUCCGCCUCCUGGCAGGACCCCUCACAGCUGGCUGCCCGCCAGACAUUCCCCGGGAUGCAGCGGUUCAGGACUGGCCGGCCAGCCGGCCGCAUGCCCUGCUCACCCGGGGGCUGGCACAGGGAAGACCCAGAAGUACUUCCUGUCACCCCUUCUGGCUCAGGGCCUGGACGGGGCUGCUCCUCCCCCCCCUCACCUUCCGACUCUCCGUGACCUUCAUCUCCGGGUUUGACCCUCCUGCCUCAGUUUCCCGUCCGAGGCUGACGUGGCACCUGGCAGGUUCUGAGGGGCAGCUGCUCCCCACUUGGCCAAAGGGGCAGCUUCGCCGGACCCCACAAGGAUUCCUGGACCUGGAGAGCCCAUGGGGGCAAGGACUGGCCCAUCACAUCCAGGCCCAAGGCCACAGGAGGGCGCCUCAUGGCAGGCGGGGGUGCCCCCUCCCCCACAGCUCCCGUACUGACGCCUGCCAGGCCUGCCGGGACCACCGGAACAAUAAACAUCACCUCCUGGG
Sorex araneus (European shrew) is the source of this 933-nucleotide messenger RNA. It is a transcript of the gene DPM2, whose product is annotated as dolichyl-phosphate mannosyltransferase subunit 2, regulatory. Gene Ontology annotation, molecular function: enzyme regulator activity. The transcript has 4 exons. NCBI's taxonomy places the organism in Eukaryota, Metazoa, Chordata, Mammalia, Eulipotyphla, Soricidae. Gene Ontology annotation, biological process: GPI anchor biosynthetic process. Bases 139 to 393 code for a protein of 84 amino acids. The record is from RefSeq and is a predicted model, not a curated record. Gene Ontology annotation, cellular component: dolichol-phosphate-mannose synthase complex; endoplasmic reticulum membrane.